Gongylonema pulchrum is the source of this 297-nucleotide messenger RNA. The record is from the annotation of a GenBank genome assembly. Lineage: Eukaryota; Metazoa; Nematoda; Chromadorea; Rhabditida; Gongylonematidae.
AUGUCGAAGCGGCAGCUCGAUGAGGCCGAGAUUGGCGCCAGUUUGCCUGCCGAUGGCGGAGACAGUGGCCGCAAAAAGAGCAAAAAAAUUCGGACAAAACUGCCUUGCCAAAGAAAAUUUUCCAGCACGGAUUUUAUUAUAACAGCCAGUAUUGAUGGGCAUCUGAAAUUCUGGAAGAAAAAGCACGGCGAAGGCAUCGGAUUUGUCAAGCAUUUCCGCUGCCACUUACGUUCGUUUUUUUUUUUUUUUUUGAUUUCAUUAGUGGAAAUCCUCGCCCCGUUGAAAAAAAAUCCAUAA